GCAGGUUCUGUGUCUCCACAUUCUUCACCAUCACAUCCAACUACAGUCCAUCUUCCACCUCCUCCAGUGGUAACAAAACCCGUUACAACUCCAUCACCCACCAUUGAAACCAUUACUUCUCCAAUUGCUGCUGCUUUUCUCAACCCACCCUCUACAUCAGCAGAAAUUUCCUCCAGCUCUGCCUCGCAUUUUCAGCCCCCACCACUACUUUCUGCCACUUCUUCACUCGUUGCUACUACAUCACAACCUAUAUCACCUGAUCUUCCUUUUCCGCCUCCUACCCCAACCAUCUCAUCCAAUGAUCAUUAG
This is a messenger RNA of Ilex paraguariensis (yerba mate), 309 nucleotides long. Lineage: Eukaryota; Viridiplantae; Streptophyta; Magnoliopsida; Aquifoliales; Aquifoliaceae. The record is from the annotation of a GenBank genome assembly.